Molecule: messenger RNA, 549 nt
Organism: Oldenlandia corymbosa var. corymbosa
Lineage: Eukaryota; Viridiplantae; Streptophyta; Magnoliopsida; Gentianales; Rubiaceae
Source: the annotation of a GenBank genome assembly
AUGUCCAAAUUCACCAGAUUGAUCUCGAGAACAGCCAUGGCGAGGCUGAGGGACCCAUCGAAUUACUCUUCCUCCGCCGCGAUUCACACCAGGGGAAUCUUUUCACCUCCUACAGCUGCUGCUCCGGAAGAAGAGCAAGGGAUUGUUAACAAGCGGAAUCCCAUAUUUUUGGGCGUUGGCGCAAUUGGCGGGAGGAAUCAUUCAACUGUUGCUGCUGAAUUUUCUAGUGGGGUGAGGCCGUGGACUCGUCCCUUAUCUCCUCAUCUUCCGGUCUACAAGCCGCAGUCCAAUUCGACGUCUUCCAUUUUCAAUAGAAUUGCAGGAGUUUACCUAACUGCCGUUGUUUUGGCUCCUUACUUUCUUUGUAUGAAAGUAGGGACGGUGGCGUUUACCUAUGACUACGUUUAUCAGCUCUUCUUUUAUUCAUCGAAGCUCGUCCCUAUCUCCGCCGAGAUUGCUGCCUUAGCCUUGGGAUAUCAUGUGUACAAAGGGAUCGGUCAUUUAGUCGCGGAUGCUUCCGGCAAAGUGGGUAAAGUUAAAAGGCAUUGA